Molecule: messenger RNA, 351 nt
Organism: Thlaspi arvense
Lineage: Eukaryota; Viridiplantae; Streptophyta; Magnoliopsida; Brassicales; Brassicaceae
Source: the annotation of a GenBank genome assembly
AUGGGGAUAGUGGGCGUCUUGAGGCUAACCAAGAACAUGCCACGGAGGCUCACCGAGGCCAAUGUUUAUAGCCGUGAAGGCGGCGCGGUGUACCCAGACGGUGUGGCGAUUAUGUCGAGACAGGAGUAUAUGGCGAUGGUGAAGAAGAUGACGGAUCUGGAGGAGAAAUGCAACUCCAUGGAUGCUCAGGCUGCGGUUUCUCGAGAGAGGGAGAAGGUCCUCGACGCUGCAUUUCUUCGUGUUCACCAGCUCGAGCUUCAGUUGUCUGAAACCAAGAAGGCGUUGGACGAGACAAUGACGAGGCAACAUGAGAUGAUGGCUUACAUGGAGAAGAAGAAGAAGAAGAGGAAG